AUGACAGAAUUUGGAAAGCAGUCUCUUCAAGCCAUACUGCAGGAUUUGAAACCAAGAUCCCAUUUUUCCUAUCGACAACAAAAGAUAUCCAACAAAGAAAGAAAUAGUGGCAUUUUCCUUUAUGGCUUUCCAGGCAAUUCUCCUCAUCCUUUGUUAAUCAUACCUCACCAAAAAGGCUCCAACAUUGCUGCAACAUCAGUUGAUAUAAUCAACCAAACCUGCAAAACAUGCGCCGAUGAGUCUUACACUGUCGACUACAUCUUCUGUUUAACCUCACUUCAAGUAAUCCCGGUCAGCCAUGUUACAAAUCUUCACGGGCUAGCAUUGAUUGCAAUGGAGUUAGCUCUGAGAAAUGCUACCAACACAGUUUCAGGCAUAAAGAAGUCGUUGAAUGGCACAGCUUUUGAUCCUUUUGCGUUGGCUUGCUUAGAGAAUUGCUUGGAACUGUACUCGGGCAGUGUCAGGACAAUUGUGGACUCCAUUGGAGCGUUUGUGUCUGAGCAUUAUGUGAUUGCUAAGGUGUGGUUGAGCACGGUUAUGGAGGCAGUGGCAACGUGUGAGGAAGGGUUUGCAGAGAAGAAAGGUGAAGUGCCACCAUUGACAAAGGAGAAUUAUGAUCUCUUUCAAUUAUGUAACAUUGCAUUAUGCAUCAUCCACUUGCUUACCCCUCCUCUUCCUCCUUAAUUGGUUCUUGAAAGUAUCUGUACUGUUUUCUUCUUUUGCUUAAAAUAUGUGAGUCCAGCUGCUACUCAACACGUGGCAUUCUUUCAUAA
Messenger RNA from Carya illinoinensis, 773 nucleotides. Its product is annotated as putative invertase inhibitor. The record is from RefSeq and is a predicted model, not a curated record. The coding region runs from base 1 to 684 and encodes 227 amino acids. The transcript has 4 exons. Gene Ontology annotation, molecular function: enzyme inhibitor activity. Lineage: Eukaryota; Viridiplantae; Streptophyta; Magnoliopsida; Fagales; Juglandaceae.